This is a messenger RNA of Carassius carassius (crucian carp), 1780 nucleotides long. Its product is annotated as UDP-N-acetylglucosamine--dolichyl-phosphate N-acetylglucosaminephosphotransferase-like. The coding region runs from base 321 to 1550 and encodes 409 amino acids. Gene Ontology annotation, biological process: protein N-linked glycosylation; dolichol-linked oligosaccharide biosynthetic process. The record is from RefSeq and is a predicted model, not a curated record. Lineage: Eukaryota; Metazoa; Chordata; Actinopteri; Cypriniformes; Cyprinidae. Gene Ontology annotation, cellular component: membrane. The transcript has 9 exons. Gene Ontology annotation, molecular function: UDP-N-acetylglucosamine-dolichyl-phosphate N-acetylglucosaminephosphotransferase activity.
AAAACCGUUCAUUGAUUCAGUACUUUUGUAUAAAAAAAAACCUGUGCGGUCUGUUCGAAAACAAGCAUAUUGUCAUUGUUUUUGCGCGUGAUUUCAUAUAACUAUGUGGUGUGGAGUUGUAUUUGAACUGAGAUGUAACACAGUUUUUGUCAACCUCGAAGAAACAUGUUAAGCCAAUGGCAGCUUCACUAUGAAUGUGCAACAUAAAAGUUUUGAAUGUUGCUGACUGGAAGCAAACGCUGUUUUCAACUAGAUUCAUCGAAAUAUAACUUGUAUAUUACAGUAGAUAGAGUAUAUUGUUUUUUAUAUUGUGUUAGUCCAUGAAGAAGAUGUCUCCAAUUCCUGCUCUUCCUCUUAUCAUUAACUGUUGUAUGUCUGCACUUGGGUGCGUUGCAACAGUCAAGCUUAUUCCUGCUUUUAAGAAUCAUUUCAUAUCUGCGAGACUCUAUGGCAUGGAUCUAAAUAAAACCAUAAAGAAAGAGGUGCCUGAAUCACAAGGGGUUAUCAGUGGCACAGUCUUCCUCAUCAUUCUCUUCCUCUUCAUCCCUGUGCCCUUCCUCCAUUGCUUCAUGGGAGAGCGGUGUCAACGGUUCCCUCACAAUGAGUUUGUGCAACUGAUUGGUGCUUUGUUGGCCAUCUGCUGCAUGAUAUUCCUGGGUUUUGCUGAUGAUGUUCUGAAUCUACGAUGGAGACACAAGCUAAUGCUGCCCACUAUUGCCUCCCUGCCUCUACUCAUGGUCUACUUCACUAACUUUGGCAACACUGUCAUCGUUGUGCCCAAACCUUUCCGUGUCCUGCUGGGGAUGCAUCUGGACUUGGGCAUUCUGUAUUAUGUAUAUAUGGGGAUGCUGGCUGUGUUCUGCACAAAUGCCAUUAACAUCUUGGCUGGUAUCAACGGCAUUGAGUCGGGGCAAGCUCUCUUCAUAUCUGGCUCCAUCAUCGUCUUUAAUUUUCUGGAGCUCAAUGGAGACUACAGGGAUGACCAUGUUUUCUCUUUGUACUUCAUGAUUCCCUUUUUCUUCACCACAUUAGCCCUCUUCUACCACAACUGGUAUCCUUCCUCUGUGUUUGUGGGAGACACUUUCUGUUACUUUGCUGGAAUGACGUUUGCAGUGGUUGGGAUACUCGGCCACUUCAGUAAGACCAUGCUGCUUUUCUUCAUCCCCCAAGUCAUCAACUUCAUUUACUCUCUGCCUCAGCUGUUUCACAUUAUUCCCUGUCCCAGACAUCGCCUGCCAAGGUUACAGUCUGACACGGGAAAGCUUGGCAUGAGCUACUCCAAAUUCAAACAGAAGGACCUGGGCAAAUUAGGACAACUUAUUCUAAAGGUGGCAGAAAUGUUAUGGCUCCUGGAUGUGCGUAGAGGGCAGGAAGGAGAUGAUGAGUUUAUUGAGUGUAACAACAUGACCCUUAUCAACCUGGUACUAAAAGUUCUGGGACCUACCCAUGAGAGAAACCUGACUGCAAUCAUGCUGUUAAUACAGGUCUUGGGGAGUGCCGUGGCGUUUGGAAUCCGGUAUCAUCUUGUGCGUCUGUUCUACGACGUCUAGACCACUGAAGCUCCUGAGAAACGUUACAACCUGCUGCUUUCAUUUGGAGAAAAAAAAUACUGAAAUAAAACUGAUUGUUGUAAGAUUAAUUACUAAACCGCCUGUCCUCUAUAAAGUAUGGAAUCUUGACACAUUGUAUUUCAGCUUCUCUGUCUAUACAUCUGCAUGUGUAGGGACAGUCUAUACAUAUGCCCUUAAUUCUCAAUGUGACAUGAAAGCUCUGUAGAUAA